AAAAGGCGGAGCGGAUCCUGGUGGAAGAGAGAGCGGGGGGAGCAGUGCGCAGAGACGCAGCACCGGGCGCAGACACUGCGCGCUCCGCCACAGGUCCAUGAUGAGUGACUCUGUGAGGGAGCUGCCUCCAGGGGGCAGCACUGAUCCAAGCUCCAGACACAAAGUUCUGUCCUUAAAGAGUAACCGCUCCAUGGGUCUUCCUCCAGAGUUUAAAGAACCAGGACCAGAGACUGGAGAGGAGAGCGCAGAGGGCCCCAGAGGAGACUGUGAGCUGGACUCUAUUUUCCAGCGUCUGGAGGAGCAGGUCCUGGCAUUUGUCCGGCUGCAGCUGCAGAGGCUCCACAGGCUCCUGGCCUCAGAUUACCCAGAAUGCUCUGAGAGUGAGGGGGAGGAUCCGAGCAGAGAGGCAGUCUUUACCAUCACCUUGGACUUCCUGAAGAGGAUGGACCAGAACGAUCUGGUCCAGCGUCUGUGGACCAGUCAGAAUUCUAAGAUUAGGAGAGAAGUGAAGAGUCGCCUGGUACAGAAGUUCAGCCGUGUGUGUGAGGGCAUCGCCAAAGAAGGAAACUCAUCUGAACUGAAUCAAAUCUUCACAGAGCUGUACAUCACAGAAGGAGAGUCCACAGAGGAACAUGAGGUCAGACACAUUGAGGCAACAGCCAGAAAACCAGAUGCUGCAGAGACCGUCAUCAAGUGUGAAGACAUGUUUAAACUCCCCACACGCAGACCAAUCAGAGGAGAACUGACCAGACAGGAACUAAUGACAACAGAGACACAGCGACCAAGAAUUGUACUGACGAAGGGCGUGGCUGGCGUGGGGAAAACAGUGCUGACUCAGAAGUUCAGUCUGGACUGGGCUGAAGGCAGGGCCAACCAGGAUCUCCAGCUGCUCUUCCCGUUCACUUUCAGAGAGCUCAAUGUGCUCAAAGACACCCAGUUCAGCCUGGUGGGACUGCUGCACCACUUCUUCAGUCCAUCCAAAGGUCUCUGCAGCUUCCAACAGCUCCAAGUGCUUUUCAUCUUCGAUGGUCUGGACGAGUGCAGACUUCCUCUGGACUUCAGCCGAGCUCGUGUCGUGACUGACCCCACAGAGUCUACCUCAGUGCAUGUCCUGCUGGUAAACCUCAUCAAGGGGAGUCUACUUCCCUCUGCUCGUCUCUGGAUAACCACGCGCCCUGCUGCAGCCAAUCAGAUCCCUGCUGAAUGUGUCUCCUUGGUGACAGAGGUACGAGGGUUCACUGACCCUCAGAAGGAGGAGUACUUCAGGAAGAGGUUAAGAGACGAGGCCACAGACGUCAUCUCCCACAUCAAGAGCAUCCGCAGCCUCCACAUCAUGUGCCACAUCCCGGUCUUCUGCUGGAUCCUCGCCAUAGUUCUACAGAAGCUUCUGGAACAAACAGAGAAAACAGAGCUGCCCCGGACUCUCACACAGAUGUACAUUCACUUCCUGGUGGUGCAGACCAAAAUCAAGAACAUCAAGUAUCACCAGGGAUCAGGGGCGGACCUUCAUUGGACUCCAGAGACCAGGGAGAUGGUGUGGUCUUUGGGAAAAGUGGCCUUUGAGCAGCUGCAGAAAGGAAACCUGAUCUUCUACGAGUGUGACCUGAGCGAGUGUGGGCUGGAUGCUGCAGAGGCCUCUGUGUACUCCGGAGUGUUCACACAGGUCUUUAGAGAGGAGCCAGGCCUGUACCAGGACAAGGUCUUUUGCUUCAUCCAUCUGAGUGUGCAGGAGUUUCUGGCUGCUCUUCACGUCCAUCAGACCUUCUACAGCUCUGGGAGGAACCUGCUGGAGCCACUACACUCCUCUGAGAGUCCUAAGUCUGAGGCAGCCUUCUACCGCUCUGCUGUGGACCAGGCCUUACAGAGUCCAAACGGACACCUGGACCUGUUCCUGCGCUUCCUCCUGGGGCUGUCUCUGCCAACCAAUCAGAGGCUGCUGCAGGGUCUACUGACUCAAACAGGAAGUGAACAGAUCACUCAGGAGACAGUAAAGUACAUCAAACAGAAGCUGAAUGAAGAGGGUGUGUCUGCAGAGAGAAGCCUGAACCUGUUCCACUGUCUGAACGAGCUGAACGACCACAGUUUGGUGAAGGAGAUCCAAAAGAACUUGGCAGAAGGACGUCUGAAGGCAGAAAAACUGUCUCCUGCUCAGUGGUCAGCUCUGUCCUUCGUCUUAUUGUCCUCAAAUUCAGACCUGGAGGAGUUUGACUUGAGGAAAUUCUGUCCCUCAGAGAAGGCUCUGCUGAAUCUGCUCCCGGUCAUCAAGGCCUCCACCAAAGCCACUCUGGCCGUCUGCAAUCUGACGAAGCACAGCUGUGGUCCUCUGGCCUCAGUCCUCAGCUCCUCCAGUCUCACUCACCUGGAUCUCAGUAACAACGACCUCCAGGACUCAGGAGUGGAGCUGCUGUGUGAUGGGCUGAAGAGUGAGUCAUGCAGACUGGAGACACUCAGAUUGAACUUCUGUGGCCUGUCCCCUCAAAGCUGUGGUCCUCUGGCCUCAGUCCUCAGCUCCUCCAGUCUCACACACCUGGAUCUCAGUAACAACGACCUCCAGGACUCAGGAGUGGAGCUGCUGUGUGAUGGGCUGAAGAGUGAGCCAUGCAGACUGGAGACUCUCAGGCUGUCUGAAUGUCUGGUCUCAGAGAGGGGCGGGGCUUUUCUAGCCUCAGCUCUGAGCUCCACCCUCUCCCAUCUGAGAGAGUUAGACCUGAGCUACAACCAUCCAGGACCCUCAGCACGGCUCCUGACCGCUUUAUGUGGCCACUGUCCCCUGCUGUCUGUCAGGUUGGAUCCUUCUGGAGAGCGCUGGAUGGUCCCAGGUCCCAGAAAAUAUUACUGUGAGCUCACCCUGGAUCCAAACACAGCACGCUGUGAGCUCAAAGUGUCUGAGGACAAACGGACUGUGACACGGGACACACCAUCACAAGCUCCAGAUCAUGAGGACAGAUUCAGAGACUAUCGUCAGGUCCUGGGCUCCUCCGGCCUCAGGGGGCGCUGUUACUGGGAGGUGGAGUGCAGAGGGGAUGUUGAUGUAGCAGUGAGUUACAGAGGAAUCAAUAGAAGAGGACGUGGUGAGGACUGUGAGUUUGGACACAAUGAUCAGUCCUGGGCUUUGAGGAUCAAGAAUGGACAAUAUGAAUUUUUACACAAUGAGAGAAAAAUGCCUGACUCUCUGCUCUUCAAUAUAAUUUAUGCAUAUAAGAAACAUUUCAUCCCAGACUCUAUGAUCCCCAGAGUGGGUGUGUUCCUGGACUCUGAGGCUGGAGCUCUGUCCUUCUUUAAGGUCCUCUCUGAUGGAGAACUGUCCCACCUCCACACCUUCAGCGCCUCCUUCACUGAGCCUCUGUUUUUGGGGAUUGGACUGAGGUGGUUCGGCAGUUCUGCUUCUCUAUUAUAGAUGGGGAGGUUAUAGCGCCCUCUGGAGGACUUCCCCGCUUUGUGAGCUGAGCAUGUAUUCAUGUGGUCCUCAGUCCUUGUCUCAUCUGUUGUUUUAACUUAAAUAAUCAUUUUAUUAUUAUCAUUAUUAUUAGUCAUAUUGUCUGCUUGUUUAAUCUGUGGCGCUCUUCUGUAAAUGUUUUGAUUCUUGAAAUGAUGUUGAAUGAAGAAUGUUUAAUGAUGAAAUGUUCCCAGUAACUAUGAACUGAGACCCUGUUUUGACUGUGUUUUCAGGUCAGUUUUUUUGGUGGGACUGUGGUCUGAUGGCUGCUGUAGGACUAACCAGUUUAGUUUUUGCCCUGUGGUCUGUGGAUUAUGGACUUGCGUGAUUAUGAACUGUAAUAUGAAUUUGAGUUAUUUUGAACUGAACUCAAAUCUUAAAAAAGGGAAUGAACUCAACUCUCUAAAAUAUUUGACAUGGGACUGCCUUUCUUUUUGUUGUUUUUAAAAAGGUUUUAUUUUUAUUCAAUUUUAUUUAAUUAAACAUUACCCCAACUACCAUAUAUUAGAACUUUUGCCAAAUACAUUUCAAUUUACUUCAGUCAAAUCUGUGUUCUGUCAUCCAUGUGCUCCUUGAGCAGCCCAGUUCUUCUGAGUACAAUCUUGUUAUAAAAAACAGCACAACCAACAAAAAAUAUAAUGGUGGUUACAAACACCUAAAAACAGCAACAAUGAUACUUUUAAGUACGCGGUAAGGUCACAGGAUGUUUCACAGUACCCAGUGUCCUACAGGUUUGUCCUGAUACUACAGGGGCUGUAGUUAAAGGUGCAUUUUGUAACUUUCCCUUUAAGGGUCAGCCUUGUUUCCAUGGAGAGGUUAUUGUUUAGAAUGGCCCAUAACUGAACACAUGUAUUCAAUCCACACGAGGAUCUGACACGUCCAGUGCAUCAACUAAAAACCUGCACAAAACUAUAUGAGAAUGAAACAGCAUCUUCUUGCCCCGCUCAUUGUCUUCAUGAGGGCAAGAGACAGGAUAACCACUCUGCCACAGGAACACAGGGAGGACAUGGCCACUGGCGAUGUCCAAAUCUCAGAUGGCGGUCAGGAGACACUGUAAAUCUAUGUGAAAAGCAGCAAUUAAAGCAAUUUAAAGGUGCACUAUGUAACAUUUCUCCUCCACUUAGUUGUCAGUGUUCAGUCCUGGUCCAGACCUGGUUCUUCCGCAUCGACCUAGAGGAGUCCGUUUGUCCAAAGCUCACACUUCACACAAUGUAAAUAACAUGUUUUAAGUUUUCUAUCCAUGGGUUUCACAAUGAUAAAAAGAUUGGACCGUUACCAUACAACUUAACAUUUCAAAACAAAAUGUAUCUUUUGAAUUGUCAAUGGUCAACUGUCCUCAAAAUGGCUCCAUAGAACAGGAAUCUGAAAGCCAUGAAUAUUUAUUAAGUUUAAGGUCUUUACAUGUGGUCUGUACACUGUAUUUAUGUUUGCCCA
This is a messenger RNA of Periophthalmus magnuspinnatus, 4870 nucleotides long. RefSeq names its product NLR family CARD domain-containing protein 3-like. Gene Ontology annotation, molecular function: protein binding. The coding region runs from base 98 to 3397 and encodes 1099 amino acids. Lineage: Eukaryota; Metazoa; Chordata; Actinopteri; Gobiiformes; Gobiidae. The transcript is spliced from 11 exons. The record is from RefSeq and is a predicted model, not a curated record.